Molecule: messenger RNA, 429 nt
Organism: Sinocyclocheilus anshuiensis
Lineage: Eukaryota; Metazoa; Chordata; Actinopteri; Cypriniformes; Cyprinidae
Product: peroxisomal coenzyme A diphosphatase NUDT7-like
Exons: 2
Coding region: 1-396 (131 amino acids)
Biological process (GO): coenzyme A catabolic process
Molecular function (GO): coenzyme A diphosphatase activity
Source: RefSeq, a predicted model, not a curated record
AUGACGGGUUCCUUUGUGGAUCGGGCUGAAGAGGAUGGCACAGAGACAGGAAGGUAUCAGGAUGGAGUCCGGGUUCACAUCGAGGACUCCUUCAAAGCCAGUCCAAACACAGACGAGGUGAGCGAGGUGUUCACUCUUCCUCUGGAGUUUUUCACUAAAGAGGCGGAUCACUCCAGCUAUCCUGUGCCCAGCGUCUUCGGCCCAACCCAUAGUUUCAUGUACACUGACCCCAGCACAGGCAACAUCCAUCAGAUCUGGGGUCUGACCGCUGCUCUGGCCAUAACCGUCGCUGUGCUGGCCCUCGGAAAGAAGCCUGAGUUUGAGGUCUGCUUUAACUUGGAAAAUCCCGUUUCUGGGUUUAAAGACAUGCUGAAUCGCAGAUUAAGCAAAUUAUGAAAGACGUUUCAGAUUCAGUGUUUUUGAUCACAC